Ochlerotatus camptorhynchus is the source of this 1866-nucleotide messenger RNA. RefSeq names its product alkylated DNA repair protein alkB homolog 8. Gene Ontology annotation, cellular component: cytoplasm; nucleus. Gene Ontology annotation, molecular function: S-adenosylmethionine-dependent methyltransferase activity; tRNA (5-carboxymethyluridine(34)-5-O)-methyltransferase activity; tRNA binding. The transcript has 2 exons. Bases 33 to 1850 code for a protein of 605 amino acids. NCBI's taxonomy places the organism in Eukaryota, Metazoa, Arthropoda, Insecta, Diptera, Culicidae. Gene Ontology annotation, biological process: tRNA wobble uridine modification; tRNA methylation. The record is from RefSeq and is a predicted model, not a curated record.
AUAGGAAUAUUUUUAAUUUAUCAAGCGGCGGGAUGGUGCUUUCGAAGAAUGCCGAAAAGAAGAUUCACAAGAAAAUCAAACGGUGCCAGGUGCUGAUAGCUCGCGAAACGGAACUGGAAUUCAGCGAUUUGCCAACAGAGUACAUUGUGAUUUGCAACGCCGGUCUUUCCACCGGUCUCCAGCAGGAAGUGCUUCUCGAGGAAGUUCUCCGUUAUGGAUCGACGUCAGUAGAAGAUAUAGCUUUCCCAACCGGCAAGUCCUACUGCUAUCUUCGCUUCGAAUCCGCUCAAGCAUCCCAAGCGGUGUAUGACUCCAUGAAUGGAAUCGCUACCCUAGGACAGGAUGGAUGCGUCCUACUAAUGUCGUACUGUCGUGGACUUCCAGCGGGUGGUAGUGAUUCUAAAGAACAUGCCCUGCCGGCAGGUCUGAUACUGAUUGCAGACUUUCUCAACGAAGCUCAGGAAACGAAGUUAUUGGAAGCGAUUGAUUGGGAGCAGGAAGAAGAAGUCAAUAGUAGCUUGAAACAUCGUCGGGUAAAACACUUUGGCUAUGAGUUUCUCUAUGGAACGAACAACGUAGAUAGGAGUAAGCCUUUACAAAGGAAGAUUCCUUCCGUAUGCGAACAAAUGUGGGUGAAAUUGAAGGAACUUUAUCCAGACCUUGGAUGGCACGUCCCGGAGCAGUUGACGGUUAAUCGAUACGAACCAGGACAAGGCAUUCCACCGCACGUUGAUACGCAUAGUGCUUUUGAGGAUCCAAUCAUUUCGCUUUCCCUCGGAAGUGAUAUAGUAAUGGAUUUUCGGGACACCACAGGACAACACUUGAAUGUGGAUUUGCCCCGAAGAUCUCUGCUCGUAAUGUCCGGCGAAAGUCGAUACGGAUGGACUCAUGGCAUAACGCCGAGAAAGAUGGAUACGGUAAGGUUGAAUGAUAGCCUAACAAUUAGGAAACGUGAACAAAGGGUAUCGUUUACGUUCAGAAAGCUGAAUGACGGCCCUUGCCGUUGCCGGUUUAGUUCUCUGUGUGAUACGUAUCAACAAGAAGCGAAGGAUAGAGCUGAUCGUAUCAAAGAGAACGCUGCCCAAUUGGAGCUGGAGAAUGUUCAUAAGGUUUACAACGAAAUCGCAAAGCAUUUUAGCGAAACGAGGCACUCACCGUGGCCACGAAUUGCAGGGUUCUUGGAAUCGCUUAGUCCCGGGUCCGUCCUGCUGGACGUUGGAUGCGGUAAUGGUAAAUACCUGGGGUUGAAUCCUCAGAUCAUCAGCUUGGGUUGCGAUCGAAGCGACGGAUUAUUGAAAGUUUGCACCGAACGUGGCUUCAAUGUGGUACAAUGCGACUGCCUAGCGUUACCUUUUAAAACGGCAUGUGCGGAUGCUUGCAUCUGCAUAGCCGUUAUCCAUCACCUGGCAUCGCUGGAACGUCGUAGGCAAGCGAUUGGGGAAAUGUGUCGAGUACUUCGCCCAGGAGGACAGGCACUGAUUUACGUUUGGGCCAAAAAUCAAGAAGCCAAUGCGAAAAAAUCAAGCUAUCUACGGCAGAACAAGCACAACAAUAAACCACCGCGGGAGGGUGAGCCGGAGAAGGUGGUUCCGAUUGAACAUGGCGACGGGGAAUCGGUGUUGCCAAUUCACACCAACAGGACGCAGUUCCAGCAUCAGGAUUUGCUUGUUCCUUGGAAGUUGCGUGACGUAGAACGGCAGCAGCAGGAAGCGAAGGUAACUUUUCUAAGGUAUUACCAUGUGUUCGAGGAAAAGGAAUUAUCCGAAUUGUGUUUGGAGGUGGGAGGGAUUAGCGUAGAGGAUAGUUACUACGACCAGGGGAAUUGGUGUGUUAUUUUUAGAAAACAAUGAAUAUUUAGACCAUUAA